Formica exsecta is the source of this 1208-nucleotide messenger RNA. RefSeq names its product delta-aminolevulinic acid dehydratase-like. The coding region runs from base 522 to 1208 and encodes 228 amino acids. Gene Ontology annotation, biological process: heme biosynthetic process. Gene Ontology annotation, molecular function: porphobilinogen synthase activity; zinc ion binding. NCBI's taxonomy places the organism in Eukaryota, Metazoa, Arthropoda, Insecta, Hymenoptera, Formicidae. The record is from RefSeq and is a predicted model, not a curated record. Gene Ontology annotation, cellular component: cytosol. The transcript has 4 exons.
AAUAAUAAUAUAUUUCGCGAGAUAAGAAUUAUUAUUGAGCAUCAUGACACGCGAGAACAAAGAAAAUAUUUUUUCAUAUCUCAUUCGUUGGUUUAAAAUAUUUUGCAAUUUUCAUGCGUUACAUCACAUCACUUGCGAAAAUCGUAGAUUGGAGCGCGGAAUGAGAAAUUUUCUGCGUGUCACGCUACUCACGCUUAUUAUGCAUUAUUCUCGGCUCCGUUUACGAAUUUCCUAAUGUUAUUCCAUGCCAAUUGAAUAUGGCACGUUCAUAAAGCUCUCAAUUUAGCCAGUCUUGCGUUUGACCAGCUCUUCAUUAUUAGGGAGGAAGAAGAAAAUCUUUUACUUGCUAUUGACUUUAUAUAUAAUCAGUCGUGAUAAUAUAUUACAUAUUUACUUGAGACAACAUGUUUGCACAUUGGAUUGUCCAAGUAUCGCACUGAUAAAAUCAAGUGGUCAUUACGUGUAGCUGUAAGAGUCAUUGCGAAUAUAUACUGUAAGCACAAAGGAGAGAUUGGAAAGCGAUGAAAAUGACGACGGUUCCAGCUAAGCAUACUCUUCAUAGUGGAAUUUUUCAUCCUGUCUUACGACAGUGGCAAUCUCCAAAUAUAGAGAUCACUGUCAAUAAUCUUAUGUAUCCUAUAUUCGUAUCGGAUGAGAAAACUAAUAAAGACGCCAUUAAUAGUAUGCCUGGUGUAUACCGUUAUGGCAUUAAUCAGUUGGAGAACAUGUUGCAACCUUUAAUUGCCAAAGGACUGCAGUCUGUCUUAUUAUUUGGCGUAUCGCAACAUCUUGAUAAAGACGAAAUUGGAAGCAACGCCGACAGUGCAAGAAAUCCUAUUAUUCAAGCUGUACCAUUAUUGCGAAAAAAGUUUCCCAAUUUAUUGGUAGCAUGUGACGUUUGUUUAUGUCCAUAUACAAUUCAUGGACACUGCGGUAUUCUAAAAAACGAUGGUAGCAUAAAUAAUGCAGACAGUAUUCAAAGGAUUGCUGAAAUAGCUGUGUCGUAUGCAAAAGCUGGCGCACAAAUUGUUGCACCGUCCGACAUGAUGGAUGGCAGGAUAAGUGCAAUAAAACAGAGUCUAGCUGCUGCUGGAUAUUCAAAUAAAGUAGCAGUUUUAUCAUAUGCUGUAAAAUUCGCGUCAGGGCUUUACGGACCUUUCCGGGACGCAUCGCAGUCUGCUCCCAAGUUCAUAAUAUAUGUUACGUGA